This is a messenger RNA of Planococcus citri (citrus mealybug), 1038 nucleotides long. Its product is annotated as speckle-type POZ protein B-like. Gene Ontology annotation, molecular function: ubiquitin protein ligase binding. The record is from RefSeq and is a predicted model, not a curated record. The transcript has a single exon. Gene Ontology annotation, biological process: regulation of proteolysis; proteasome-mediated ubiquitin-dependent protein catabolic process. Gene Ontology annotation, cellular component: nucleus; cytoplasm. Lineage: Eukaryota; Metazoa; Arthropoda; Insecta; Hemiptera; Pseudococcidae. Bases 1 to 1038 code for a protein of 345 amino acids.
AUGUCAUCGAGUUUUUGUAAAUCGGAUUGCCAAUCGAAAAUCCAUUCCGAUGAAGCAAGUUACGUUUGGACGAUUGAAGAUUUCCAUCUUCACGAGGCCGAAGGCGAACCAUUAGAUUCACCUCCGUUUUCAUCCGUUAAGAAUAAUCAAGUUAAAUGGUAUAUGGAACUUUAUCCUAAUGGCGAAACCGAUGAAAAUGAUUCGGUCAGUUUGAAUGUGUAUCUGAGUGAACUCAGCAGUUUUGAAAAAAGCAAACAAAUAUUCGCGAAAGCUACAUUUCUUGUUUUAAAUAGCGAAAAUAAUGAAAAAAUCAAGGAAUCCCUCGACAUUAAGGAAUAUCUUCAUCCUGACACUCCGAACUCUGGUUGGGGCUUCGCAGAAUUCAUUAAAAAAGAUGAGUACUUUAGAAACAAGUUGCUAUUGAACAAUACGUUGACGAUUCGCUGUGAAGUGAAGUUUUCUGAUCUGAGUUUUCUCCAUUGUGAUAGUGGCAUUGAAAUGCCCGAAUGUGACCUCUCUGAAAACUUCGCAUCGUUUUUUGAAAAUCAAAUAUUAACGGAUGUUAUCCUUUCUGUGAAUGGUAAAGAGUAUCCUGCCCAUAAGGCUAUAUUAGCUGCUCGUAGUCCUGUCUUCUGCGCCAUGUUCAAACACAGUACGAAAGAGAACGAGCUCAAUCGUGUAGAUAUUAAGGAUAUUAAUGAAGCUGUUGUGGAGGGAAUGUUGAAAUACAUUUACACCGGAAAAUGUGAUGAUUUAGAUGAAUUGGCCGAAGAAUUAUUAGUAGCAGCCGAUAAAUACGAUCUACGUCGAUUGAAAAUUAUGUGUGCAAAGGAAUUAAUCGAGGGAUUGUCAGCUGAGGAUGCAGCAAAUGUUGUUAUAUUAGCAGAUAUGCAUCACCUCGAAGAUCUGAAACGUGAAGCGAUCAACUUUAUUGUAGCAAACUUUGCUCAAGUUUUGAACACUGUAGGUUGGAAAAAUAUGCUUGUAUCGAACCCUCACUUGGUGAAUGAAGUUUGCCAAGCCGUUGCUCGUAAAUGA